AUGCCGCCUUCGCAGUUGAAACAGUUGAAGGCGUCGCUUCGCGAGAGUGGUGUCUUAGCGCCGCAGCAGUCCAAGAAGCAAAAGCGCCAGAAUGCGAAGGCUGGCGUCAGCGCUCAGAAUCUUGUGCAGCGGAAUGCCGCUCUGCAAGCAAUUCGAGAUCGAUUUAAUCCGUUCGAGAUCAAAGUGACGUCCCGGAACAAGUUCGAUGUGACUACUAGAGAUGGGGGCCCUAAGCCGGCCGCUGGUCUGUCAAGGCCCGGAGUGACGAAGUCACUUGGAGAAGAAAAGAGACGCCAAACGCUUCUUCGGGAAAUGGAGAGGAAGAACAAGAUUGGUGGUAUCGUUGAUCGCCGUUUCGGUGAAGACGAUCCGACCAUGACACCCGAGGAGAGAGCCGCCGCACGGUUUGCCAGAGAAAGUCAGAAGAAACUGCGCAAGGAGUCGAUGUUCAAUCUGGAAGAUGACGAUGAAGACGAUUUUCAACUCACGCACAAAGGCCAGACGUUAACCCUCGGCGAUGACGUCCCUCAAGACGAUUUUGAAGAGGAUCUGCGUGGAUUGGAGGAGGAUCAAUCAGACUCAGAAAUGCCGCGGAAAAGGAAAAGAAUUCUUGAUGAUGAUGAAGAGCUGGAAGAUUUUGUCUUUGAUGAUGAGGAUGGAGAGGAUCAGCCGGAGAGGAAAAAAUCGAAACAUGAAGUCAUGAAGGAAGUCAUCGCCAAGUCGAAGUUCUACAAGCUGGAACGGCAAAAGGCGAAAGAGGAAGACGACGAUCUUCGUGAGGAGCUUGAUAAAGGCCUCCCCGACCUUUUCGACAUGCUGCGCGGUGUGAAGCCGCCACCGAAACCGGAACCUGCAAAGGACGACCUGGAGUCGAUGAACCCAGACCGUGCAGCGUUGCUGAAAGGGACUGCGGAUGAUGACCCCAAUAAAGAAUAUGAUCAGCGGUUGAAACAAUUGACGUUCGACAAGCGUUCUCAGCCAACAGACCGUACCAAGACGGCUGUAGAGAAGGCCGAAGAGGAAGCGCAACGACUCAAGGCCCUUGAGGAAGAGCGUCUUAGAAGAAUGCGUGGUGAACAGGAGAGCGACGAAGAGGAGGAUGAUGAAGAAGGAGAAAGCGAAACGGGAGGCGAGGACUCUGACGAUGAGUCCAUUCCAGACGAUGCGGAGGCAUUUGGUCUGAAGCAGCCUUCUCCUCAGACAAAUGAAGGUCCCGAGAUGGGAGUCGAAGACGAGGACGACUUUAUCAUUGACGACGAUCUUGUUGAGACGAGGUCAAAUGUGAGUCUCUCGUUCGACGAAAGCGACGGCGAAGAGGGAUCGUCUGAAGAAGAAUCGGAGGAGGAAGACGAGGAAGAAGAUGAGCUUAUCAAUGGGCUUACACUCCCUACCAGCAAAUCUGGGGAUUCCACAGCAGCAGCCGAUGGUGCCCAAAAGACAAGUGAAGGGUUGGCCUACACCUACCCAUGUCCCGAGGAUCAUGAAUCUUUCCUUGAAGUCAUCAAGGAUGUUCCCAUGAAUGACCUGCCUACUGUCAUCCAGCGUAUUCGAGCCCUGCACCACCCGCGUCUGCAUGCCGACAACAAGACGAAGUUAGGGCGCUUCGCUGCUGUCCUUGUCCGUCAUGUUGCUUAUAUGGCUGAGCAACCCGAACAUCCUCCUUUCAACGUUCUCGAGGCCAUCCUACGUCACAUUCACUCUCUGGCCAAGUCCCACCCGGAAAGCGUAUGCAUGGCGUACAGAAGGUAUCUCCGUGAGAUUGCGACAGACCGUCCUCUCAGCCUGCGCGCUGGAGACCUUGUCAUUUUAACAGGCAUUGCAACCACCUUUCCAACUUCGGAUCACUUCCACGCAAUUGCUACGCCUGCCCAUUUAUGUCUCGCUCGGUAUCUGGGUCAAGGAGCUAUCGAUUCGCUCGGAGACUACACCACAGGUGCCUACGCCGCCAGCCUCUGUCUCCAGUACCAGACCAUUUCGAAGCGGUACAUGCCCGAGUUCAUCAACUACGUGCUCAAUGCCCUCUGCAAUCUCUGUCCGACAGAACCAACCAGCAGCCUUGGGUUCUUCCCGGCAAGGGGAUCUCACGGAUCGAUGCGACUGAUCCCCUCUAAACAGCUUAACCCUCGAAAGCUCCGAUUCUGGGAUAUCGCCACCGCGCAGUCCGAUCAGAGGGCCCAGGACGAGCUUAAACUUUCUCUUAUCCACACCUUUGUCACCCUUCUCAAUUCCGCGUCCGACCUGUGGGCUGGCAAGUCGGCAUUCUUCGAGAUCUUCGAGCAGGUGCAGCGAGUGCUCCGCCACGUGAGCAAAUCCGCAAAAGGGAAGCUCUCGUCCGUCGUCCAGGACAACCUGCAAUCGACACUGGACAAACUUGACACACAUCUUUCCCGCGCGCGUGCCACCCGCCGGCCGUUGCUGCUGCACAACCACCGCCCGCUGGCGAUCAAGACCGCCAUCCCCAAGUUCGAGGAGACCUUCAACCCGGACAAGCACUACGACCCCAACCGCGAGCGGGCGGAACUCAACCGCCUCAAGGCGGAGUUCAAGCGCGAGCGCAAGGGUGCCAUGCGCGAGCUGCGCAAGGAUGCCAACUUCAUUGCGCGCGAGAAGCUGCGCGAGAAGAAGGAGCGCGACGCCGAGUACGAGAAGAAGUACAAGCGGCUCGUGGCGGAGAUCCAGAACGAGGAGGGCCGAGAGGCGAAUGCGUACGAGAGGGAGAAGAGGAAGCGCCAGGGGAAGUGGUAG
Messenger RNA from Aspergillus fischeri NRRL 181, 2745 nucleotides. RefSeq names its product snoRNA-binding rRNA-processing protein NOP14. The transcript has 2 exons. The record is from RefSeq and is a predicted model, not a curated record. Lineage: Eukaryota; Fungi; Ascomycota; Eurotiomycetes; Eurotiales; Aspergillaceae. Gene Ontology annotation, biological process: maturation of SSU-rRNA. Bases 1 to 2745 code for a protein of 914 amino acids. Gene Ontology annotation, cellular component: Noc4p-Nop14p complex; small-subunit processome; nucleolus.